GCCUCGGUGAUUGGAGGAAAAAAAAAAAAGAGAAACAAGAUCUAGAGAGAUGGAACAAGAACUCGAGAACCUCAUCAAGGUUUGGUUUUCUGCAAUCAUCUCAGUAUCUUAUUGUUACUACAUAUCAACCAGAAUCAAAGCUGGAGUAUUCCGUUUACUCUCUGUUCUUCCAGUUUGUGUUCUGUUUCUCCUUCUACCUCUGUUUUUCUCCUCUGUUCACUUCUCUGAAUCGACAGCGUUCUUCCUCACAUGGCUCGCCAAUUUCAAACUCAUCCUCUUCUCUUUCGACAAAGGUCCUCUUUACCCACUUCCCCAAACCCUCUCCCGGUUCAUCUACUUCACUUGCUUCCCCAUCAAGCCUCAACAAAGCCCUAAGUCUCAUGACCAGAUCCCUAAAUGGGUUUUCGCCAUUAAAGUUGUUGUAUUUGGUGUGUUGUUACGUAUGUAUGAUUACAAACAACACUUGUCUCCGACUAUGCUGUUGGUUAUGUACUCUCUGCAUAUAUAUUUGGAACUUGAGAUUGUCUUAAUGCUCGUCAAAGUCUUGGUCUUGAUUACUCUUGGAUGCGAUCUAGAGCCACAGUCCAAUGAGCCAUACUUAGCCACUUCCCUUCAAGAUUUCUGGGGUCGCCGGUGGAACCUCAUGGUCCCGGCGAUCCUCCGGCCAGCUGUUUACAACCCGGUGCAGCGAAUAGCCGAAAGGACAAUGAGCUCUGAUCAGGCUAGGUUUUUGGCGGUUUUUGCGACGUUCAUUGUCUCCGGUGCAGUUCACGAGCUGAUCUUCUUUUAUGUCACCCACGAGAUGCCUACAGGAGAGGUCACUUGGUUCUUUCUGUUGCAUGGAGUUUGCACGGCGGCGGAAGUAGCGGUGAAGAAGAUGACGUUUGUGCGGCGUUGGACGUUGGGUCCUAUGGCUUCACGACUGCUCACGGUAGGGUUUGUAGUUUUGACGAGUGGUUGGUUGUUUUUCCCACCUCUUAUAAGAAAUGGCAUGUUUGUUAGACUCCCUAACGAAGCUUUGUUGUUCAUUGAUUUUGUCAAGGACAAGUUUUUUACUUUUAUGUCAUGAUUCAUGGAUUAUCAAAUCAUAUCAAUGUGGAAUUUCAGAAUAACUCACAUGGUGAUUAGUAGAUCAUCUACUGUAGUAUGUAGAAAUAGUUUUUCCACAUCAAAAGUUAUUCUAUUACUCGAGGUGGUGUGAGAAUUGACAUCGAAAUAGAACAACCAACAAAAUCUAAAUGUUUAUGAAAAUUUUGUGCAAUCUUGGCUAACGAGCCCGCUGUCUGGUUUUGCGUCCUUGGAAAAUGU
Messenger RNA from Brassica napus (rape), 1308 nucleotides. Its product is annotated as probable long-chain-alcohol O-fatty-acyltransferase 3. The record is from RefSeq and is a predicted model, not a curated record. Lineage: Eukaryota; Viridiplantae; Streptophyta; Magnoliopsida; Brassicales; Brassicaceae. The transcript has a single exon. Gene Ontology annotation, biological process: lipid metabolic process. Bases 50 to 1069 code for a protein of 339 amino acids.